GCUACCUCCCGCGCGGACCGCAUUGCAAGCCCGGCCGCUGUUCUCUUCGACUGCACGCUUCGGUGUUGCCCUCGGACCGCAGCCAGCCAGCCAGCCCCCGCUCUCUUGAGUUCUCCCUGCGGCCCGGACGCGUAGUAUGAUCUUUAGUUGUUUGUUCUCCCAGCCAUUUUCUAUGGACAACCAAGGAGACCAGGCCAUGAUAGCUACUGGCAACUUUGAAGAGCGGGACACCUUUAGAGAAGCUUGAUCUUGAAGGCCUUAGCCUGCAACCUUGCAAAGCCAGAUUCCGGCAGAGUUCCUCUAUCUCAUCUUGCUGAUAGAAGGUGGUGCGUCCUUCGGUUUUUCUCCAUUGCUGUGUGGUAGAGGGAAAUCAGAAUCAUGGUUGGAUUCAAGGCCACCGAGGUGCCCCCGACUGCCACUGUGAAGUUCCUGGGGGCUGGCACUGCGGCCUGCAUCGCAGAUCUCAUCACCUUUCCUCUGGAUACUGCUAAAGUCCGGCUGCAGAUCCAAGGAGAACGACAGGGGCCAGUGUGCACUGCAGCCAGUGCCAAGUACCGCGGCGUGCUGGGCACCAUCCUGACCAUGGUGCGCACUGAGGGUGCCAGCAGCCUCUACAAUGGGCUGGUGGCCGGGCUGCAGCGCCAGAUGAGCUUUGCCUCCGUCCGCAUCGGGCUCUAUGACUCAGUCAAGCAGUUCUACACCAAGGGAUCUGAACACGCCAGCAUUGGGAGCCGUCUCCUGGCAGGUAGCACCACGGGUGCCCUGGCUGUUGCCGUGGCCCAGCCCACAGAUGUGGUAAAGGUCCGGUUCCAAGCUCAGGCCAGAGCUGGUGGUGACCGCAGAUACCAAAGCACUGUGGAUGCCUACAAGACCAUCGCCCGAGAGGAAGGGUUCCGGGGACUCUGGAAAGGGACCUCUCCCAAUGUUGUUCGUAAUGCCAUCGUCAAUUGUGCUGAGCUGGUGACCUAUGACAUCAUCAAGGAUGCGCUCCUGAAGGCUAACCUCAUGACAGAUGACCUCCCUUGUCACUUCACCUCCGCCUUUGGGGCAGGCUUCUGUACCACCGUCAUCGCCUCCCCAGUCGACGUGGUCAAGACGAGAUACAUGAACUCUGCCUUGGGCCAGUACAGCAGCGCUGGCCACUGUGCCCUUACUAUGCUUCAGAAGGAGGGACCCCGAGCCUUCUACAAAGGGUUCAUGCCUUCCUUUCUCCGCUUGGGGUCCUGGAAUGUGGUGAUGUUUGUCACCUAUGAGCAGCUGAAACGGGCCCUCACCACUGCGUGCACACCCAGGGAGGCUCCCUUCUGAGCCUCUCCUUCUGGACCGCCUCUCGCCCUAGCUUCACCCCAGCCACGCCACGCUUCCCUUUUCCUGCUUCUCCCUUUCCCCCUUCCCUUCUCCUUUCCUUCUUCUCACCACCCCUUUUCUCCCCCACAUUCCUCCUACCCUAACUGGCUCAUUGCCAGUGGAGCUGACCCUGACCCUAUGUGACAGUGAAGAGUGCUGGCCCUAACCAGGACCUCCUGCCCUCAGUCCCUUGAAAAGUUCAGUCCAGCCCAGCCAGUCUAUCACCGAUAAAGCAAGCUCAAUUA
Molecule: messenger RNA, 1592 nt
Organism: Octodon degus (degu)
Lineage: Eukaryota; Metazoa; Chordata; Mammalia; Rodentia; Octodontidae
Gene: Ucp2
Product: uncoupling protein 2
Exons: 8
Coding region: 379-1308 (309 amino acids)
Biological process (GO): mitochondrial transmembrane transport; response to cold; mitochondrial transport
Cellular component (GO): mitochondrial membrane
Molecular function (GO): oxidative phosphorylation uncoupler activity
Source: RefSeq, a predicted model, not a curated record